This is a messenger RNA of Arxiozyma heterogenica, 258 nucleotides long. RefSeq names its product Ego2p (gene EGO2). The record is from RefSeq and is a predicted model, not a curated record. The coding region runs from base 1 to 258 and encodes 85 amino acids. NCBI's taxonomy places the organism in Eukaryota, Fungi, Ascomycota, Saccharomycetes, Saccharomycetales, Saccharomycetaceae. The transcript has a single exon.
AUGAGCAAUCUCAGAGAUAAUGUUGGCACAAUCAUGUUUGAUAACAAUGAUAACAUAAUAUCAUAUAGUGGCAUAGGUAAAGAACGAAUAUCAGAUGUUAAGGAGUUUAGUGUAUUAACAAUUGAAGAGGGUGGAACGGUAGCAGUCAAUAUUUUGAAAACAGAUCUAAAGGCAUAUUUAUAUAAGAAGAAUGAAGUAGUUCUUGUAGUCUAUGUAUCUACAAUACCUGCUACUUCUUCUUCAGCUAGUAAUAUAUGA